Messenger RNA from Lepisosteus oculatus (spotted gar), 8221 nucleotides. The record is from RefSeq and is a predicted model, not a curated record. Lineage: Eukaryota; Metazoa; Chordata; Actinopteri; Semionotiformes; Lepisosteidae.
GCUGCACACGGGCGUCGGGGUCUUCAGGCUGGGGCCGGUGUUCGCCCCGCCCACGCCUGUGGCUGCUCCCGCGAUGGACACUGGCGACAAGCCGAGGGAGACGCCCGCGGGCGCCCCCGGCGCCGCCGACUGCCCCCUCCAGACCGACGGGCCGUCCCCCUGGCCCCUGUCUGCGGCCCCCGCGCAGCUCCCCGACACGCCGCCCUUCGGGGAUCCCCCUGCCCGUGCUGCUGAACCCCGGGCGGACAGCACAGCCUCGGGGCCUCCGGGCGCUGCCGUGGAGGUGCCCGCCCGGGCCCAGGCCAGCGGACUCGGAACCGGAGAGCCCAGUCCGGCACAGUCCAAGGGACAGGGCACGCCAGGCAGGGAGAGCACGUUCCUGAAGCUGAACAAGUGGAUCACGGACAGGAUAUCGCCGGCCCGCCCCUCUUCCUCCUCCUCCUCCUUCAGCCUCAGUGGCUGGACGCCCCCCGUGGAGCGCCACUUCACCCCCCUGCGGGGGCCCCACGGCAAGUUCAUCUCCCCCCCUCAGCGGGCCCCUUCCACUGCCUCCUCGCCGGGCUCUCCGGCCGACUCCGCCCAGCGCCAUGCCCGGGGAGAGCGCAGCCACUCGGACAUCGCGGAGCUGGCCAAGCACGAGGCCGAGAUUGAGCACCGCACAGCUGCUCUGAAGCGUGAGGGCUUCUGGUCCCUGAAGCGGCUGUCCCGAGUGGCGGAGCCCAGCCGACCCAAGGUGCACUGGGACUACCUGUGUGAGGAGAUGCAGUGGCUGUCGGCUGACUUCGCGCAGGAGCGCCGCUGGAAGAGGGGCGUUGCUAGGAAGGUGGUGCGGAUGGUGAUGCGUCACCACGAGGAGCUGCGUCAGAAGGAGGAGCGUGCUCGCCGGGAGGAGCAGGCCAAGCUGCGGCGCAUCGCCUCCUCCAUCGCCAAGGAGGUGCGGGCCUUCUGGAGCAGCGUGGAGAAGGUUGUGCAGUUCAAGCAGCAGUCUCGGCUGGAGGAGAAGAGGAAGAAGGCCCUGGACCUGCAGCUCGAUUUCAUCGUGGGCCAGACAGAGAAGUACUCCGACCUGCUGAGCCAGUCUCUGAGUGAGGCCCCUGCGGGAUCCGUGCUCCUGCCGCGCCAUGGGGCCCCGGUGCGGCCCGCUCCGGAGGAGGAUGAUGGAGACUUUGAGCCCCAGUGUGAGGAGGAGGACGAUGAGGAGACCAUUGAGGUGGAGGAGCAGCAGGAGGGCAACGACGCCGAGGCACAGCGGCGGGAGAUAGAGCUCCUGAGGCAGGAGGGGGAGCUGCCCCUCGACCAGCUGCUGCAGACUCUACGCGCACAGACGGAGGCCCAGGACUCUUCAGAGGGUGAGGGCUCCCACAGCACCUCUCGUGCCCCAGAGGAGGAUGAGGAUGAUGAGUUCGCUGCCAACGAGGACGAAGCGGAGGAUGAGGAGGACACCAUAGCAGCUCAGGAAGUAGUUGAGGGGGAUGCUGAUCAUUCACAGGAGCUCAGUGACCUGGCCAGAGAAGGUGAAAUGAGUAUAGAGGAGCUGAUGGAGCGCUAUAGUGGUGCCUAUGCUGAAGAUUUUGAAGUGCCCUCAGCUUCGGAGUCAUCCUCCAGCUCUGAGGAGGAGCAAGAGGAAGCAGAUGAAGAGUCCGUGAAUACUGGGGAGCGAGAGGAGGAAGAUCAGAGUGAGGCAGCGGAGGGAGACCAGAGUGAGGAAGAGGAGAGUCACUGUUCAGACUCCUCUGCAGCCCUGGAUAGCGAUGACGGGCGCUCGAGUCCCGGGGGUGACGUGGGGGUGGCGUUCCUGCUAAAGGGGGACCGCAGCCCCCCCACCCCGGGAGAGAAGGUCCCCAUUGCUCCCCGGCCCAAGAAGGAGAUCAGCGACAUCGCCGCCACAGCCGAGAGCCUGCAGCCAAAGGGUUACACGCUGGCCACCACCCAGGUGAAGACGCCUAUCCCAUUCCUGCUCUAUGGCACGCUGCGGGAGUACCAGCACAUCGGGCUGGACUGGCUGGUCACCAUGUACGAGAAGAAACUCAACGGCAUCUUGGCGGAUGAGAUGGGGCUGGGCAAGACCAUCCAGACCAUCUCGCUGCUGGCCCACCUGGCCUGCGAGAAAGGUACUGAGAGCCUGGGCAUCACUGGACACUCCAGUUUGGGAGCUGUUGGGAUUCUGGGAGGUGUGGGAAUUCUGGAAUGGGAGUUGUUAAUUUGGGGAAUUCAGAGGAGGCUGCUGCUGACGGGCACGCCCCUGCAGAACAGCCUGAUGGAGCUGUGGUCCCUGAUGCACUUCCUGAUGCCCCACGUCUUCCAGUCGCACCGCGAGUUCCGCGAGUGGUUCUCCAACCCGCUGACUGGCAUGAUCGAGGGCAGCCAGGAGUACAACGAGGGGCUGGUCAAGAGGCUGCACAAGGUGCUGCGGCCCUUCCUCCUGCGCCGGAUCAAGGCCGACGUGGAGAAGCAGAUGCCCAAGAAGUACGAGCACGUGGUGCGCUGCCGGCUGUCCAAGCGCCAGCGCUUCCUGUACGAUGACUUCAUGGCGCAGGCCUCCACCCGGGAGACGUUGGCCAGCGGUCACUUCAUGAGCGUCAUCAACAUCCUCAUGCAGCUGCGGAAGGUGUGCAACCACCCCAACCUGUUUGACCCGCGGCCGAUCCACUCGCCCUUCAUCACACCCCGCAUCCUGUACACCACCGCCUCGCUCGCCCUGCGCGGGCUGGACACGCACCCCUUUCAGCGCUGUGACCUCUCCAUGUUUGACCUCAUUGGCCUGGAGGGCCGUGUGACGCGCUACCAGGCGGACGUCUUCCUGCCGCGGAGGAAGGUCUCCCGCCUGCUGGUCCAGGAGGUGAUGGACUCUCCCGACCCGCCACCGCGGCCCAAACCCGUUCGCAUGAAGGUCAACAGGAUGUUCCAGCCGCUGCCGAAAGCGGACGGGCGCACUGUAGUGCUGGUGAACAGUCCCCGCCCCCCCGGCCCGGCCCCCUCUCCUGCCCCCUCGCCCUCCCCCCUGCUGCGCCCCCCGGUGGCCCCGGAGAGCGCUCCCGUUGCCGCCGCCCCCCUUCCGCAGCAGCAGCACCCCGCCCCUCCAGUGACGGUGUGUUCGGUGCCGCCGGCUGCUCUGGCCCGGCCUCCGCUGGUCCCAGCUGGCCCCAGUGCUGUCUGCGUUGGCGGAACCGGGGUGAGGCCCGGCACCCCUUUGCCUGUACUGGCUGUGCGGCCUCCGGGAUCCCCUGGCACCCUGCUCCGGACCCCGACGGCACCCGCAGCCUCUGCGCCCCCUCUGUCAGGCUACGCAACACCCACUGGUGGGACCGUCACCCAGCGAGUGCUCCUCACCCCGGACAUGCAGGCCAGACUGCCCUCCGGUGAGGUGCUCAGUAUAGCCCAACUUGCCUCUUUGGCCAGUCGCCCAGUCCAGUCAUCUCAGGGCAGCAAGCCGGUCACCUUCCAGCUGCAGGGCAACAAGUUGACUCUGUCAGGAGCGCAGCUGCACCAGGUCAACAUGAGCCAGCCUCGGCCCGUGCAGGGGAACGUAGUUCACCUGGUGUCCAGUGGGGGGCAGCACCACCUGAUAAGCCAGCCGGCCCAGGUGGCUGUGAUCCAAACCGUGAGUCAGAGCAGCGCGGGGGUGGUCAGCACGCACCAGCCCACCCUGCCGCCCGGUCCCCCCGGCCUGUCGCUGCCGCUGAAUGCCACCCAAGUUCCUUCCUCCAUGGUGUCUGGCUCUGGCAUUGUGAAGAUCGUGGUGCGCCAGUCGGCUGGUAAAGAGGGGGUGCCCACCCUGGCUGUGCCCCCCACCCCCCUGCGGCCCGUGCUGAGGGUGCUGCAGGGCCCUGCCGCCGGGACAGAGCAGGCGCGCCUGAGCGCGACCCCGGGCCGGGACGACAGCGACGUCAUCACCCUGCGCGUGGCCACGCCGUCGGGAGCGAGCCCCCACCUGGGCGGCGGGCUGAGCACCCCGAGAGUGCGCACGCAGGUGCCUCCGCCCCCCCGCUCGCCCUUCUACAUGUCCUGGCUGGCGGACCGGCGCAAGGCCCAGCGUGAGGCCCGCCUCUCCCGGAUCCUGCGCGUGAACGAGCAGCACUGCUCGGCCCGGCCUAUCUACGGCCAGGAGGUCCUGCGCUUCCUGACCGUCCUGGACCGGCCCUCCGCCCCGUCUCCCGACGCCCCGGGGCACUGGCUGAGCUCCGGCUACGCCCACUGCCUGAACGCCCAGUCCCAGGCUCCGGACCGGUACUGGGAGCGCAGCGAGGCCCUGAGCCGGGUCAUCCAGACCCCAGAGCAGCGGAUAGAGCAGCUGUCCAACGUCAUAGACAGGUUCAUCUUCGUGAUCCCCCCAGUCGAGGCCCCGGCCGUGGCCCUGCACACCUCUCACCCCCCGCCCUGGCUGGCACACCGUGAGGCCGUGUUCAGGGAGCGGCUGCGCGCCGAACUGUCCCCGCGCACCGCCUGCCUGCACCGCGUCCACUGCAACAUGCGGACGCAGUUCCCCGACCUGCGGCUCAUCCAGUACGACUGCGGGAAGCUGCAGACUCUGCACAUGCUGCUACGCCGGCUGAAGGCGGGGGGUCACCGCGUCCUGAUCUUCACCCAGAUGACCCGCAUGCUGGACGUACUGGAGCAGUUCCUCAACUACCACGGACACAUCUACCUGCGCCUGGACGGCAGCACCCGCGUGGAGCAGAGACAGGCCUUAAUGGAGCGCUUCAAUGCAGACCGGCGGAUAUUCUGCUUCAUCCUGUCGACCCGCAGUGGGGGCGUGGGGGUCAACCUGACCGGGGCCGACACCGUGGUCUUCUACGACAGCGACUGGAACCCCACCAUGGACGCCCAGGCACAGGACCGCUGCCACCGGAUUGGCCAGACCAGGGACGUGCACAUCUACAGACUGAUCAGCGAGAGAACGGUGGAGGAGAACAUCUUGAAGAAGGCCAAUCAGAAGAGGAUGCUGGGAGAUAUGGCCAUCGAGGGUGGAAACUUCACUACAGCCUUCUUCAAACAGCAAACAAUUCGGGAGCUCUUUGAUCUUACCGAGGGGGAGAGGAAGGAGAUGGAACAGCCCAACCAGGCCCCCUCCCGACAAGAGGAGGAAGAGGCCUUGAACAACAAACACACCUCUAUCCUGGAGCAGGCGCUGUGCCGGGCGGAGGACGAGGAGGACAUCGCCGCCGCCUCGCAGGCGAAGGCGGAGCAGGUGGCGGAGCUGGCCGAGUUCAACGAGAACAUCCCGUUGGAGGAGGGCAGCGAGGGGGCGGGCCGAGAGCAGGAAGAGGAGGAGCUAUCCAAGGCUGAGCAGGAGAUCGCCGCCCUGGUGGAGCAGCUGACUCCAAUAGAGCGCUAUGCAAUGAACUUCCUGGAGGCCUCACUGGAAGACGUCUGCAAGGAGGAGCUGAAACAGGCCGAGGAGCAGGUGGAAGCCGCCCGCAAGGGCCUGGACCAGGCCAAGGAGGAGGCGUUCAAGCUGCCCUCGGACGACGAGGCCCCGUCUGCGCCCCGCGCCCUGCCCGAGGACGCCCCGCACCGCCGGGCCCGCAAGACCAAGGAGAAGAGCGCCCUCUGCACCCGGGCCAGCGGGAGGCUGAGGCCUCGAACCCCUGCGGCGGAGGGGGCAGACGAACUUCCCCCCGCCCCCGCCCGGAGUCCGGGGGAGGUGACGGGAGACUCCCCUCCACAGCCUCGGAUCGACGUCCUUCCUACCACCCUGGCUCGACCGGAGCCUGAGGCAGGGGCCCGGACCGAGGACAACAUGCCAGUGCAGGAGGCGAGCACUGCAUGUGUUUCCGCUCCGGCUCCGUCUCUGGCUCCGACCCUGGCUUCGGCUUCGGCUAAUCCGAAUCCGACUCCGGCUCCGGCUCCGGCACCUGCUCCGGCUCAGACCCUGGCUUCGGCUUCGGCUAAUCCGAAUCCGACUCCGACUCCGGCUCCGGCUCCAGUUCAGGCUCCGCUGGUUCCCGCCCCCGAGGAGGACAGCACCCCGCAGCACAGAGACGUGCCUGAGCCUGCCGGCCUGGCUCUGCAGGGAGACACCAAAGACGAGCUCCACCUCCCUUCGCCACCGCCACUCACCCGCCUCGCCACCCCCGAAGCCCAUCAGCUGCCCGAGCCAGCCGAGCCGGCGCCGCCUUCUCCCCAGAACAACCUUUUGCCCGACGCAGGCGUUGGGCAGCCAGAGGGAGGAGGAGGAGGCCUCCCUUCCCCGGGCCCUUCCUCCCCACCCCAGCCAGCCGCCUGCCAGGCCCCCAGGGACCCCCAGCCCCAGGUCUCCCCCCUCUCAGUGCCUUCUGCCGCCCCCACGUCUCCCUGUGGCGAGACCGAGAGGACGGCCCCACUCUCCCCUCCGGCCACCCCCGUACCCUCCUCCGAGCCCCCGCCUCCUUCGCAAAGGGGGGGCGGCCCCCACAGCCCCCCUGCCCCACUCCAUGAAGAGCCAGAGCCUCAUGCCGCCCCGCAGCCCAGAGCAGACAGGGCGCUGGAGCAGCCCGUCUCCACUAGGGAAGGGGGGUCAGCCCCCGGCUCGCCUGUGAAGAGCGAGCGGCUUGAUUCCUGUGGGACGGCUGCCGCCAUGUUGCCCGGAUCCCUUGUCUACAGCAAUGCGGACGAGGCAGGGCAAAGCAGCAGCCCUGGACAUCGCGCUGCAGAACUGGGCACCCCACCUCCCCAGCCCCCGCCCGCCUCCCCCUUGCCCUCCCCCGGCUCCUCGCCCCCGGGCUCGCCGCCGCUGCCACAGGCGCCGGCCCGCUCUCCCCGCAAGCGGGUGUCGGCGGACGGAGAGGUGCUGAACAGCCUGCAGGAGGGGUCGCCCUCGGCCAAGGUGCUGCGCAAGCUCCCGGGCCGGCUGGUGACCGUGGUGGAGGAGAAGGAGCUCAAGCGCCGCAGGAGGGGAGCGAGCGGCCCGCGGAGGGACGCCGCCGGGGAGGCCGACCGAGGGGCGGACCCGGCCGCGGAGGACGGAGCCAUGCGGGGCCGGCCCCGCAAAGACCAGCGCCCGCCCGAGAUGGCCGCGGACUGCCCCGCCAGCCCCUCGGCGUCGAGGUCCCCCGCUGCCGCCCCCACCUCUCCCCUCCUCCGCAGCUCCCCGCCCGAUCCCUCCUGCCUGCCAGUGCCUGCCGAGACCCUGCCGCCCAGCCCCCACAGGCAGGAGGCGCAGCUGGAGGGGGAGGACAAAGAGGCAGCACUGAAGCAGAGUCCCACAGAGUCCCGGGUAGGAGAAGAGGGGGGGAAUGGCAAGAUGGCGCCGCCUGAGGAGAGCAAGAGCAAGGGCUCGGAGAACAGGAGGCCAGGGAAGAGGAGGGACAGCGAGAGCCGGGACUCGGAGGACAGGAGGCCAGGGAAGAGGAGAGACAGCGAGAGCGGGGCCGAGGCAGACGAGGAGUUGCCGCCCCACCGCAAGAAGAGGAGAGUGACCCGCUCCUCUCAGGAAGAGCACUCCCCCUCUCCCUCCCUGCGCAGAGUGACCCGAGCCGCCGUCAGGGGCCGCAGUCCCCGGCCAGAGGAGCAGCGGAGGCGCAGCCGGGCCAGGCAGGGGGGCAAGAGGGGCAAGAGGGGCAGACGCGCGGCACAGGAGGAGGAGACGGAGCCGCCGCAGCACCGGCGCAGCAGUCAGAGCCAGGAGUCGACGCGCUCUUCCUCCGCGUCGUCGUCCUCCUCCUCCUCCUGCUCGGCCUCCACCAGAUCGUCCUCGCUGUCCACCGGCAAGAAGGGCGGCCGAGGGAAGGCAGCGGUCAAGAGAAAAGGAGAGGAGGUGGAGACGGAAGAGGAGGAGGACGCUCCCCAGAGGAGGGUCACCCGCUCCUCCCGGACAGACGCCCUGGCCGCCACCGCCACCUCGCAGUCCUCCUCCCCCUCGUCCUCCGAUUCGGAGGCGUCCGGCGGGGCGGGCGAGCGGCGCCUGACACGGGCGUCCCAGCGCAGGCCGGAGGGCAGGCGGCGGGAGGCGGAGCGCCAGGGCGAGGGCGGGGACAGGAGGAGAGCGCCGAAGAACCUGAAGAGGAGAGAGCGUCCGCGGGAGGCGGGCUCGUCCGGCAGAACUGUGGGAGGGACUGGGGGGGAGAGGGGAGUUGGUGCCAAACCUGCUGGGGUGCCGCUGGAUGAACUGGGGUACAAGAUGCCCCGUAGUUUGAGAAGAAGGCACACGCUGCAGGGCGCAGGGGAGCCAGAAGGGGGACCCCCCGAGUCUGAAGUGGAGGCAGCCAUGAGCAUGUCCGGGAGAGCUGGGGAGAGGCGUUAG